Messenger RNA from Polyodon spathula (Mississippi paddlefish), 1242 nucleotides. Its product is annotated as RING finger protein nhl-1-like. Gene Ontology annotation, biological process: proteasome-mediated ubiquitin-dependent protein catabolic process; protein polyubiquitination; negative regulation of translation. Bases 1 to 711 code for a protein of 236 amino acids. Lineage: Eukaryota; Metazoa; Chordata; Actinopteri; Acipenseriformes; Polyodontidae. Gene Ontology annotation, molecular function: protein binding; translation repressor activity; ubiquitin protein ligase activity. The transcript has a single exon. The record is from RefSeq and is a predicted model, not a curated record.
AUGUUUGAUCGUGAAGGCAGUUUUCUGAGAGCGUUUGGUUCCUAUGGCAACAGUGAAGGAGAAUUUGACUGCUUGGCUGGUGUCACAGUCAACAGCCAAGGAUGGAUCAUCAUCGCAGACCGGUACAAUCACAGGAUUCAGAUCUUUGAUAACGAAGGGCGUUUCAUCCGUAAGUUUGGCCAGGAAGGUGCAGGCGACGGCCAGCUCAGUUAUCCCUGGGGAGUGGCCACCGAUCGGCUUGGGCUUAUUUACAUCUGUGACAAGGACAACCAUCGUGUCCAAGUCUUCACUUUGGAUGGGUGUUACGUACGGAAGUUCGGCCAGCUAGGCAACAGGGAGGACCAGCUAGAGCAUCCGCACUACCUGGCCUUCUCUCCUGAGCAGAAGAUCGUUAUAAGCGACAGUGGAAACCACAGGAUAGUGGUGUAUGAUAAGGAUGGACGGUUCUUGCUAAAGAUUGGAUCGGAAGGCACAGCUACAGGUCAGUUCAAGUACCCGCGAGGCGUUGCAGUGGAUUGCAAAGGAAACAUAAUAGUUGGGGACAGUGGGAAUAACAGGAUACAGAUUUUUCACCGUGAUGGCACCUUCUUGAAAGCGUUUGGCAGCUGGGGCACAGGGGAUGGGCAGUUAAAGGGCCUGGAGGGGCUGGCUUUGCAAAAUGGGAAUAUAAUCGUCAGUGAUCGAGAGAACCACCGAAUCCAGAUAUUCUAACUCUUGUAUCCACCUAAUUAUUUUGAGCACUUAUUUUGCCAGAUGUAAAACUGGGUGCUAAAAGUAGGACCAGGAAAACGUCAAUUGUGCUGGAUUGUAUGGUGUUAUUGAUUUAUACACAGCUAGAUUUGAACUGGGGAUUACCCUGCAUUGCUUUAAACAUCCGUGGUGAUCGGCCCCAGGUUGAGACAUAUUUGAAGUCAGGCCUCAAGAGGUGAAAGGAAUCGGAGGCUAGUGAGUUAGGCCAUUUGGGACCUCCUAACUUAGGCAUCCUUGUGAUUCCUCAAAUUCUUUCCAUAUUAUUUGUAAUUGAUGUUUGGUUUUCCUGGCGCAAUUUUGGAGCAAAGACAGUAAAAUUUGCAGUCUAAAAUUAUUAGCAUGUGACUUUACAUGAUAUUUAUUAAUGCAGACAUAAUAUUUGUUAAUUGACAGAUUGUUUUUCAGAAGUGUUUUGAAUACUUGCUGACUUCUGCAUUAUUUAUGAACAAAGAACAGAUUAAUUACAUUUAAGGUUUUUUUUUCUAGGUUAGA